GCCAUGGUCAACUCAUGCAUGCAGCUGUCCACUCUAACCCAUAGCAACUUGCAGCAUGCAGCAUGCAUUAAAGCAGUGAAGGGCAAACCAGCAAAUCGAGACCACACUCUAUAGUCGACUCUCCCACAGCUGAAAAUCAGUUAUCAGAAAUUCAGCAGAAGGAAACAAACAAAACUGCAUGCUAUUAAAAGCACAAAGGUGCUGGCCGAUACACGUCAAAGCAAGGGUGACAGCAAUCAGCAAAUCACAACGGUGCCUCCACCUCAAGAUAGCGUUACCUCUCAAAUAAUCACGGGGUUUAGAGUAGGGAAAUUAGCCAUGCCAACGCCUAGUGAUAGUGGCCCUGGUGUGACGGAAGCAGAAGAAAGCAAACCACAGCCGUCAACAACCUCCACCAGAACACCACGAGAUCUGGAAUCGCUUUCCGAAGAAUUUGAGAGUGUCGAAAAGGCUACCAGGAUAAGUGCUUCUGUUGGCGCUUGCGAAGGUGGAGAGGCGGAACGUCGAAAGCUACCAGCUUUUGAACUAGCAGCAAGAGCAUCCAAGGAAAGCUUUAGUGAGACUGCAGCCACACAAAAUAUGGAAGAAGGAUUGGAUCCUCUGGACCUAGCUAAAAUCGUGGAAGCACGUCUGAGAGGUUCGGAGCCAGACCAAGCAAACAGAGAGGCUGUUUUAGGGGUGAUAGGAACACAGGGAUACGAGGAAGAAGGUUUAUCCCCACUCGAUCUGGCCAAAAUUGUGGAAGGUCGGCUCCAAGAUUCAGGUCUCGACCAAUGUGAAAAUACUACCACUCCAAAAGGGGACAACUUUCCUCCGGCUGUAGAAACCAUGGCGCAGCAGAACCACCAUCACGACCAAAAAUUGAGCAAUAUUGCGAGCACUACUGGAGACACCCAUGUAGCCCAGGUCGAUACUGUACAAAAUGAUGGCAAUCGUGGAACUUGGAAUUUGCCGCGAUUGGAACGGAGCACAGCCAACAGAAGGGCCCAAUUACAACCAGGAGCCUACCCAAGUGGAGGCAAUUUUCAAGGAACAGAGGGAAAUCUGGAAACGGCAGAGACACACAAUGAACCAAUCUCAACUCGACCACCUACGAUCGAACCAGAAAAUGACACUAGCGGCUUGGCUGUGGCAAACUUGGUUCAAGAUGAAACAUUCCCUCAGGAUCUGCCCCAGGCUCACGAUUGCAAUCUGGAAAAUGAAACCAGAAGCAGAGAAACAAGAUUGAAGCAAUUCAAAACCAAUGUGCUUUUGGGAGUCAUUGUCUUGUUGGCGGUUAUUCUCAUUUUAGUGGCUAUCCUGGUUCCUGGAAAGAGUAAGAAUCCGGAGGAAGAUUACGAGCCUACAGCGACACCAACUGAGGGACCCAGCCAAAACCCAUCUCCGGCACCCACUUCGUAUUCCGAGUUUUGGCUAUCUCUGUUCCCAACGACAACCGUUACUGCCAUUAUAAAUUCUCCCACCUCACCUCAGUCGAUGGCAUUUGAAUGGCUCAUGGAAGAAUUUGAUAUCCUGCACAACCUUACAGAGGGGAGAGUUGUACAACGAUUUGCGCUUGCAACUUUCUAUUUUGCCAACAGCAAAGAACCAUGGUCCUUUAGUGAUAAUUGGCUCAACCACAGUGUUCAUGAGUGUCUUUGGUAUUCAGGUUUGGAGGAUUGGUAUUUCUUUUUGGCUGGCGCUGAAUUCCCACUGGACCACAUCAGUCCCUGUGAGCAAGAUCCAGCUGGAUAUCUAGAGGAAGGCAUCUGGUACCAGGGAGACGGACUCCUGAAGCAUUUUUGGAUGUCCUAUAAUGGCCUGAUGGGAUCAGGUAUUCCACCAGAGCUAUACUUGCUGACUGAACUUAGGAGCUUGGCAUUGGAUGAAUUCAACCUUACCAGCACCAUCCCAGAAGAACUCUCUGGCCUUUCAAAUUUGGAGUAUAUUUCAAUGUUUGGAUGUGGGCUGUUUGGCUCUAUUCCUCAGGCAAUUGGGAGAUUGUCAAAACUUAGAAGUAUCAAUUUUGCCUGGAACUCUUUGACGGAAACUAUUCCAUCAUCCCUGUUUUCCCUUACAAACUCAAUGCAAGCCAUUGGUCUUUUAGAAAAUCAGCUGACAGGACCAGUGCCAACAGAACUGGGAUUGCUGACAGCUUUGGGGGGUCUGGCACUUGACACCAACCUUUUCACGGGGACAAUUCCCACAGAACUUGGGCAAGUAACUGGGUUAGGGGCUCUUCUUCUGAGUAACAAUAUUUUGAGUGGCACUAUCCCAACGGAGUUUGCAGUUUUCACAGACAUGGAAAUUCUGCACCUGGAAAUCUCAGAUCUUACGGGGACAAUCCCAAGGUGGCUUGGCAACUUGACAUCCAUGGAGUCAUUGACGUUGGCGUAUAACUCCUUUACUGGGACUGUAAGUCUAUUCUGCAUGGUGCCCGGCCGUCGCGGGGACCACGGAACCGCCUCUAAAACUGCGGGAAACGAUCCAUGUCGCCCAUUCAAUCACCAUUCCAGCUGGCUUUCGAUGCCUUCACCCUUUAUUGCCGUUGUCAUUAUCCUAAACGAACCUCAGUUGAACCUCCUUGAAAGGGCACAUAUUAUGCAUGCAUGGAUCCAAUAA
This is a messenger RNA of Seminavis robusta, 2601 nucleotides long. The record is from the annotation of a GenBank genome assembly. Lineage: Eukaryota; Bacillariophyta; Bacillariophyceae; Naviculales; Naviculaceae.